Ceraceosorus bombacis is the source of this 483-nucleotide messenger RNA. Lineage: Eukaryota; Fungi; Basidiomycota; Exobasidiomycetes; Ceraceosorales; Ceraceosoraceae. The record is from the annotation of a GenBank genome assembly.
AUGGCAAAAAGUGUUCUGCCCCUCGCGCAUUUGUGCGUGAUCUUUCUGUUCAUGCAAAGUUCAGCUGUCCGUGGACUGGACAAGACUUGGAAGCCACAUGCGCUGAAAGGGGAUCCAGUAGCGGCUCUAACCGUCAGCUAUACUCGACCUCCAGAGAAAUGCGCGGGCUACUUUUGGCCUGCAGCAACUUACAAUGAUGCGUGUGACAUCUGGAAACAAAUCUGCUUGUCGUUCGAUGCCAAAGCGGUCCCCUUCAUCAGGGAAGACACAGAGGCAGAGGUUGCCAAAAACGAUCGGGCUUAUGCGAAGGUCGACUGCUAGUGAGUGCACUUCUGCGCAGGGGAGCAGUCCAGCAGCUCUACUCAGCAGCUUUAAUCUCUUGUCUCUUCGUUGCAAAGCCUGCCUAAGGCCGACAUUUCGUACGUCAAACAAGCGCGCGAAUUGAUCUGCUGGGCUGAGUACUCUACGCUUAAAGAUUGGUAA